This is a messenger RNA of Humulus lupulus (European hop), 3136 nucleotides long. RefSeq names its product disease resistance protein At4g27190-like. The record is from RefSeq and is a predicted model, not a curated record. The transcript has 10 exons. Gene Ontology annotation, molecular function: ADP binding. NCBI's taxonomy places the organism in Eukaryota, Viridiplantae, Streptophyta, Magnoliopsida, Rosales, Cannabaceae. Bases 488 to 3136 code for a protein of 882 amino acids.
AGUUUUCAGUAAUUUUAAUUCCAAUAGUUUUUUUAUUCCAUUCUCUUUCUUUCUCUUCGUUGUAAUAUAAAAAAAAGCACUAGUCUUUGAAUUGAUCUUUAAAAAUAAAAUAAAAAAUCCUCUGUUGAUUAAGUUGCGAUUUGAAGUCAGAUCAAGCUUAAACCAAAUUUGGGCACUCAAUUACAUCUUCUCAACUACUAUUCUUAAUUUUUCAGAUUUAAAAGAAAGAAAAAAAAUCAAUCAAACUCAAACUCAAUUAAAUUGUCAACUUUUCCGAUUAAAAGAAGACGAAGAAGCAUCAGGACUUUUCUUUAGUUUUCAGCUGCACUGUGCUCAGUUGCAUUAAAGUAGUACAAGGCAAUUGCUAGCAUGGACAUUGUUAUUUCAGUUGCAGCCAAAAUAGCAAGAGUAUACAGUGGAACCAGUGGGUCGAUGGUUGGGUUAUCUGUUUCGCUACACAACCAAUGUCGAUAAGCUCAAAAAACAAAUGCAAGAUUUGAAGGAUGCCAAGGAUGGAUUGCAACAUCAUGUUGAUGGAGCCAAGAAUAAUUGUGAAGAAAUCAUUGCUGAGGUUGAAACAUGGCUAAAGAGAGUUGAUGAAAUCUCUGAAGAGGCUCACACGUUUCUUAACGAUGACGAAGGCCAUGCAAAGGCUCUAUGUUCUUCUUGUGGGUCUGUUUUUCAUUUGGUGACACGACAUCAACGGAGUAGGAAAGCAAAUAAGACGUCAAUCGUAGUAUGCGAAGUGAACAGAAAUAAAUUUGACCGGAAACAAAUUUCUUAUCGCGGUCAGCUAGAAAGUUGCUUCACAGAACCCAAAGACUACGAGACUUUUGAGUCAAGGAAGGAAAUUCUAGAGAACAUAAUGGAAGCUGUAAGGGAUACUAAUAGAAGCAGAAUAGGUCUGCAUGGAAUGGCUGGAAAUUGCAAAACUAUGCUUGCUAAUGAAAUUGCUAGACAUGCUGAGAAAGAGAUGUUAUUUAGUAAGGUGGUUAAGACAACUGUUUCCCAAACACCCAAUAUAAAAGAGAUUCAACAACAUAUUGCUGACAUGCUUGAGCUAAAGUUUGGCGAAACAGAUAACACUAAGGGAAAGCGAGCAACACUUCUUCAACAACGAUUAAAGCCAGAAAAUAAGAUUCUGUUAAUUCUUGACGAUAUUUGGAAGGAACUCAAUCUAAAAGAAAUUGGAAUCCACGACGAGUGCCAGAUGCUACUAAUCUCUAGAACUCGACAUGUUUUACACAGCUCCAUGGGUAUUGCUGAGAGUAAUGUGUUCUUACUUGAAGUUUUACACCCACUAGAAGCUACAAGUUUGUUUAAGAAAAUCAUUGGAGAAAUAGUUGAAAAUGCAUAUUACAAAUCUUUGGCACGCCAAAUUGUUGCCAAAUGUGCGGGCCUACCAGUUUCCAUUGCUACAAUGGCACAUGCUUUCAAAUGCAAUAUGGAAUUGUCCAUAUGGCAGGAUGCAUUGCAUCGACUACGGAGUUCGGGCUUCAUAGUGAUCGAGGGAAUGGAUAAGAAAGUCUACUUGAGUAUUAGGUUGAGUUACGAUUUUCUUGGAAUUCAUGAGAAGAAGGCCAAAUCAUUGUUAUUGCUUUGUGCUUUACAUAAAGAAGAUGCACAAAUACGAGUGGAAGACCUGAUGAGAUACAGUGUGGGUUGUCGCUUGCUUCAAGGCGUCAACAUAGUAAAAGAAGCAAGAAAUAGGGUGAAUUCAUUGGUUGAUAAAUUGAAAUCUCAUUGUCUGUUGUUGGAUGGUAAAAGUAAAAGUUAUGUGAAGAUGCAUGAUGUUAUUCGUGAUGUUUGCAUAGUAAUUGCAAAUGAAGAUGAGCAUAGGAUGAAUAACAUUACUAGUGCUACUAUGUAUGAGGAAUUUGUUGCCCAUGAAAGACAUAAAUCAUCUAAAGCAAUUUCCUUUCUUGGCUAUGAUGAUUAUGAAAAUCUUCCUAAAACAUUGGAAUGUCCCUGCUUAGAGUUGCUUCUUCUUUCUAGUUUUUCUUUGAAAUCAAUUCCAGACGACUUUUUUGAACAAAUUAAGAAACUUGAAGCUUUGGUUAUGGGUAAUACAAGACUAGAAUCAUUACCAUCAUCCUUUCACUUCCUUCAAAAUCUCCAAAAAUUAUGUCUACGUGGUUAUUCUCUGAUAGACAUAGCCAUGAUUGGACAAUUGCGGCAUUUGCAACUGCUAGAUCUACAAGGAUGUUAUGGUUUAAGAGUCAUUGAGCCUAAUGUCAUUUCAAAUUUGACACAAAUGGAAGAGCUCUAUCUGGCAGAAAAUGAAAAUAUUUUGCCUGAGAAGUUGUUUAGUGAAAAUUUGGAGAGAUACCAAGUAUCUAUUGGGGGUGGUGAAUACAGCAGGUAUAAUGAAUUUCCAAGGUGGUUGCAGCUCAAUCUCUCAAAUAUGAGUGAAAAAAAUGCCUCUGGACUAAAAUCAUUGGUUAAAAGGUCUCAAUAUUUAUCACUAGAGAGAUUAGUGGAUGUCACCAAUGUUGUUCAUGAUCUUGAUAAAGAUGGUUUUCCUAGAUUAAAGCACCUGAGGCUUAUACAAUUGUUUACCGAGAUUUUCGGAAACUAUAUUAAUGAAAAAUCAUUAGCCAUGAUGUUGGGCGUCACCCUUCAUUCGGAGGAGGACGUCAACAGGGCCCUCGUCGCCCUCCUCGGGUCCCGGACCCCCAAAGGCAACAGUUGGGAGAUGGACACGGUGCCGAAUCUGUUUCGAAACUACCGGAUGAUGUGGCAGGACCUUUUGCCCAGACUCCUCUCAUCCAAUUCAUCUUGGACCGGAGGAGGAGACUCUGACAUGUCUACCCCCAUGGACGAGAUGAUUCAACUCCUCGAAGCCUGGGCUGCGAGGGCGGCCAAGGUCGCAGCCAAAAAGGCUGCCAAGAAGAAUCCAGAGGCGCCGGGCCCGGACCCUUCCUUCAACAAGGAGACCCAGAGGCGGAACCUCAACCCGACGAGGGACGCUCUGCUGUCCCACCGAAAUGCUGAACUGGUGGCCGAGGCGGCCAUGAAAAUGGAGAUGCUCCAGCUGGAGCUAGAGGCGGUCGUAAAUCAAAGGGAGGCCGCCAAGGAGGCCCUGGCCAGGGAGAUGGCCCAGGCUCGGGAGACUCUGAGCAAAGCGGUUUCUUAG